Molecule: messenger RNA, 1179 nt
Organism: Brenthis ino (lesser marbled fritillary)
Lineage: Eukaryota; Metazoa; Arthropoda; Insecta; Lepidoptera; Nymphalidae
Source: the annotation of a GenBank genome assembly
AUGAUGAUACUAAUUACUUUAACUGCAUCUUUAAUUAUUCAAGCAUAUAUACAUGAAGAGAGUCUCUUUACAUUUGCAUCAAGCAAUUCAGCGCCCAAUUUCAUUGAGCUAGCGGCGAGAAAUGGCUUCGAAGCUGAAAAACAUGAUGUCGUAACAGAGGAUGGAUAUAUCCUUGGAUUAUUCCACAUUCGUGGAAAUCGAGGGCUUCCUAUAUUUCUCAUGCACGCAUUAACAGAUACAAGUGAUACUUGGCUACUUAGAGGAAACACAUCGCUUGGCGCAACGCUAGCCCGACUAGGAUAUGACAUUUGGUUUGGCAACGUCCGUGGGAAUCGGUACUCAAGACGUCACAUCACACUCAAUCCAGAUAGAGACCCUACGUUUUGGAAUUUCUCCUUUCACGAACAUGGGUAUUAUGAUCUUCCAGCAAUAAUAAAUACAAUAUUGAAGAAAACAGGUGCACCAAAAUUAAAUGCAAUUGGGCAUUCUCAAGGUAAUACUGUGUUUUACGUAUUGGGAUCCACGAAACCUGAAUAUAAUGACAAAGUGAACAUUCUUAUUGCUCUUGCACCCAUUUGCUACUUUGAUCAUAUCCCUCUACCAUUAUCUGCUAUAAUAGAAAUUGCCCCAAUAAUAAACGCUAAAGCUAUAGCUUUAGGUGAAACUGAGAUUUUUGGUGAUGUCUCAACUACUGGGAAAUUAUAUAAUUUAAUUUGCAGACAAUUUGUAUUUCGAUAUAAAAUUUGCACUUUAGGUGUUCUGUUUCCUCUUUUUGGUUAUGAUAUACAAGAAUUUGGUCCCAAAUACAAUGAUAUAGUAUCAAAACAUUUCCCAUCGAGCACUACGAGAAUGAAUUUGUAUCACUUUGCUCAAGUAGCACUUGGACAUCGUUUCGCGAGGUAUGACUUUGGACCUGAUAAAAAUAUCAGAGUAUAUAACUCAACCAUACCCCCCAACUAUGAUUUAAAGAAAGUGACCAUGCCUGUAGUUUUGGUUGUUGGGAAAAACGAUAAAGUGUCGACGUUAGCCGAUGUAGCCACUUUGAGAGCGAAGUUGCCAAAUGUCAAGAAAUAUAUCCUCAUUGAAAUGGAGUGUAUGAACCAUUUGGACUUUGUGUGGGGAGAACAUAUGGCAGACUACUUAUUUCCACAUAUUCUUAGUAUACUGGAAGGCUGCGAC